AUGCCCAUGGGCCUGACCAACUCCCCUGCUACAUUCCAACGUGUAAUGGAGCUGGUUCUGCGCGGACUCCCGUGGCAGGUCUGUAUGGUGUACUUGGACGAUGUGUUAAUAUUCAGUCCUACGUUUGAGGAGCACCUGUCCAACCUGCGGGAGGUGUUUUCUCGUAUCCAGGCAGCGGGUCUCAAGCUCAAUCCCCAGAAGUGUCACCUGGCUCGGGAUCAUGUGGUGUUCCUUGGCCACGUUGUUUCCAGUCGGGGCCUGCAGCCGGACCCCAGGAACACUAACAAGGUCAAGUCAUGGCCCACACCGCGUUCGCCCACAGAGGACCCAUCCGGAAAGAGGGCCCGGUGGAUCCUUGAACUGGACCCGUAUAACUGGAGUAUGCAGCACAAGGAGGGGCGCCGUCAUACUAAUGCGGAUGCCCUCUCACGGCGCCCCGAAGAGGUCCUGGGCCCUGCCCCCCUGGUCAAUGUGAUAAGCUCCUCUCCAGCGCCACACUCCGCUCCUAUUGAUGCCCAGGUCAGGGUGCACUUUCCUCCGGUGCCCUCUCUGCCGGUGCCCUCUCCGCCUGUGCCCUCUCCGCCUGUGCCCUCUCCGCCUGCGCCCUCUCCACCUGCGCCCUCUCCACCUGCGCCCUCUCCACCUGCGCCCUCUCCACCCGGGGCUCCUCCUGUGGGUGGAGAACGCUGGCAUUCACUGAUGGGUGACAGUGAUUAUAUUGCCAGGCUUCAGAGGGAAGAUCCGGACAUUGGUACUGUAUUGGACUGGAUCAGGGCUGGGGGUUCUCGUCCACCAAGGGGGCAGUUGCGUGGCUCGCGGUGGCUGCGGAAAUUGUGGGCGGAGUUCCCCAGGCUUUCCCUGGUGGGGGAGCUUCUUUGCCGGACAGUUUAUCCCUCUCCUGUGGGGGAACCCCAGCAUCAAGUUGUGGUGCCGGCAUCGCUGGUUCCAGAGUUGUUAAGCCAGUUGCACGGCGGCCCUGUUUCUGCACAUUUUUCAGCGGAGAGAGUGUGGACGCAGGCCAGGACGGUCUGUUAUUGGCCCUCCAUGCUCAAAGACAUUAGGCAGUGGUGUGAACAGUGUGUACCAUGUCAGACUCGCAAAGCCCCUGUACCUAAACACAGGGCUCCGAUGGGAGGGUUGCAGACUGUGCGUCCGUUUCAGCGUGUGGCUAUGGACAUUUUGGAACUUCCGUCGCCCAUCUGGUGCCCGCCCUGGUCUGACCUGUGGGUCUCCUGA
Molecule: messenger RNA, 1236 nt
Organism: Knipowitschia caucasica
Lineage: Eukaryota; Metazoa; Chordata; Actinopteri; Gobiiformes; Gobiidae
Source: the annotation of a GenBank genome assembly